GCACCAUGAUAUCUACAGAGUCUUCAGAUGCCGUGAAAAGGCAAAGGAAGGAUUCUGGAAGUGGAGGCGAUCCCGAUGAGAAGAAACAUCUGGGGCAAUGGGGCAGGGCCUGGGAGGUUGACUGGUUUUCCUUGGCAUCUGUGGUCUUCCUGCUCCUGUGCGCCCCGUUAAUUGUAUUCUACUUUGUGAUGUCUUGCGACCAGUUCCAGUGUGCCCUGUCCGGUCCUCUCCUUAGUGUGUACUCCGGCAAAACCAGCAUCAGCGACAUCUGGGAUCGAGCGCCAUCCUUCAGUUGGACGGCUGCUAAAAUCUAUACCCUCUGGGUGUGCUUUCAAGUGUUUUUGUACAUUUGUGUGCCUGACGUUUGCCACAAGUUGAUCCCUGGCUAUAUUGGCGGUAUUCAAAAUGGCGCAUGCACUCCUGCAGGGCUGAUCAAUAAAUACGAGAUCAAUGGAUUACAGGCCUGGAUUAUUACACAUUGUCUCUGGUUUGCCAAUGCCAGCUAUCUGCAUUGGUUCUCUCCCACCAUCAUAUUUGAUCAUUGGAUUCCUCUCCUGUGGUGUGCCAACAUCCUGGGCUAUGCAGUGGCAAUUUUUGCAAUGUUGAAGGCGUAUUUCUUCCCCACCAAUGCAAAUGAUUGCAAAUUCACUGGCAAUUUUUUCUACGACUUCAUGAUGGGGAUUGAAUUUAAUCCACGCCUAGGAAAGUGGUUUGACUUCAAGCUUUUCUUCAACGGCCGUCCUGGUAUUGUGGCAUGGACUCUGAUCAACCUCUCCUAUGCUGCUAAACAGCAAGAGUUGUAUGGCCAAGUGACCAAUUCUAUGAUCUUAGUAAAUGUGUUGCAGGCAGUUUAUGUGCUGGAUUUCUUCUGGAAUGAAACUUGGUACCUAAAGACGAUUGAUAUCUGCCAUGAUCAUUUUGGCUGGUACUUGGGCUGGGGUGACUGUGUGUGGCUUCCAUACCUUUACACUCUGCAGGGUCUGUAUCUGGUCUACAACCCAGUCCAGCUAUCAACUGGCUCUGCAGUUGGUGUUCUUCUCUUGGGGUUGGUUGGCUACUACAUCUUCAGAAUGGCCAACCACCAGAAGGAUCUCUUCCGGCGCACAGGGGGAAACUGUGAGAUAUGGGGCAAGCAGCCGAAGUACAUUGAAUGUACCUACUUGUCCAUCGAUGGCACAACGCACCACAACAAACUGCUGAUCUCCGGAUUCUGGGGGUUGGCACGCCAUCUUAACUACACUGGUGAUCUUAUGGGCUCCCUUUCUUACUGCCUGGCCUGCGGAUUUGGACACCUCCUGCCUUAUUUCUACAUUAUUUACAUGUCUAUCUUGCUGGUCCAUCGCUGUAUCAGGGAUGAACACCGAUGCCUGAACAAAUAUGGCAGAGACUGGAGGCGUUAUACAGAUAAAGUGGCUUAUCGUCUUUUACCUGGAGUAUUUUAGGACUGUUUGCAUCAACUCCGUAGUUUUCAGAAAGACUUAUUUUUCUUUAAGCAAAGUCAGUUCACCAGUAGAAGCUCUGAUUUCCAAGUAAAACCAUGCCUUAAAAGUUCAAAAUAAGAAAGAAAAUACUGUGCAUUUUGAAGGUGGAAAAAAAAUGUUGAAGAUAUUUCACAAGAAUUAACUGCCAGCUAAGGUCAAUAAGCUUACAUUCACAUUGCAUUUCCUUUAAGUACAGUUACAUUUACAAAACUGUGGCAUGUAUCUUCAGUCAGAAGCAUGCUGUUUUGGUUUUAUGGUAUCUAGAUGUCAGAGAUUUUUACUGUUGUCGUUAGUUAAAUUAAUUUAAUUUCUUUAAGUUGAUCGAUGGAAGUCUCAAAUGCUCUCAAUCCUGCUGGGAAUUGGAAUUUGUGUGUUUGCUUACUGCUCGCUACGCCGCUGGUGUUCAGGGCAGCAAUGAAGGUCUUCCAUCUGUUGCAAUAUUCAGGACUUGCUUGGCAUCGCUUCCUCUGGAUUUUCACUACUGUCAGUCAUGUAAGUCCCUGGUGGAGACUCAGGAAUACCGUCACACUCAAAUAUAGAAGGAUUCUUUGUUGCUGUUUCUGUAACAAUUUUGUUUUACCAGUCAGGGUUGUUAACCCUGAGCUGAACCCCCAAAUCUGGAGGACCGGUGGACCACUGUCUGGCCUCUACCCUUUGACAUGGAUGACCCCACCAAGAGCCAAAGCCCUGACUCCAGCCAACAUGGCUCUCUGGGUCCUUAAGACACACAAGCCUCCAAGCCCAAAGACAAGGUUGUAGUGACAUUUAAUAGACAGUGAAUGACUAGACAUUAUGAGCUUAAAUAUGCAUUAUAAUUAGGCUUGGCAGAAUUUAUUUAAUAAUUUUGACAUAAACAUUACUUUGACACAUUUGUUUUGAAUGUAAUUGAUUUGAAUUUUCAUGAUUGCAUCAAAUGCAAGCUGUGAGAAAAGACAAUUUCAGCCGGUCCUUUUUUAUUUGUUGAAAUAUUAAGAGCCUCAAUAUAAAGUAAAUAUCCACAGAUUAAUCGUAUGAAUCUUACCUCCUUUAAAUCAUUGUUUGUGUUAAAGUUACAUUUGCAAACGAAAUGGAGAGCACAAGCACCUUCCUCAGGUUGUCUGCUUAAUUUUAAAAGAUUUGUCUGAUCAUUAGUUUGCAUUACUAAUUUCUUACUAUUAAUGAAAGUUAAUGAUUUUCUCAGUGUGAGAUGAAGUCGAUAAUUAGCAUUAACAGAUUAAGAAAAAAAUCACAUUCUGCCAGGACUGAUUAUAAUUUAAUUUAUAAAUGGGUAUUUUGGGUAUCUUUCCCCAGGCAGGACAUUGAAAUUUUCUUUUUUUUUCCGAACUGUUAAACUGUUUAAAUGAGUUAAUAGUUAUGUUUGAGAGGAAAAUGAGAAACCUUCAUUUUCCUAGUGAUAAGAAAACCAACAGAUGCUAGAAAGCUAAAACAAACAGAAAACAUGGAAUUACUCAACAAGUCAGCUGCAUUUGUGGGACAAGAAAGAGUCAAUGUUUCCUAUUGGUGACCUAUCAUCGGAAUAGAACAGAAACACAAGAAGCUUGUGAAGAAGCGGUGGAGCGGGAAGUCUUUGAUAGGGUAAAACCUGAGUGACUAUGGGGAUAAAAUAUAAGAGAAUAGGAGCAUUUAGAGAGUGAGAACAUACAGAAGAGCCUAGAGCAGGGGACCCUGACCUUUUUCAUGCCAUGGGCCAAUACCAUUAGGCAAGGGUCUGUGAACCCCAGAUUGGGAACCCCUGGCCUAGACAACAGAAUAUGGGAAAUGUAGAGCUGGGGGACGUGCCUGGCAGAUCAGGCAUAGCAUGUGCUCCACUUUUACUCUGUGAGGUGGGAGAGUAAGAAACAAGGGAUGGGGUACAAAUUAGGCCUAUCAGAGACAUCCACCACAAGCUCCCCCCCCCCUUUCAGUUUUACAAACUUCUGUCUACAUUCAAGUUCUGACAAAGGGUCACUGAUCUGAAACAUGAACUGUUCCUGUUCGAUCUGACUUGCUGAGUAUUUCCAGCAUUUCCUGUUCUCAUUUUGCAUUUGUAAAUAUCAUACCUUUCACAGCCACGGGAAAUCUUGUUUACAGUUAAUUCACCACUUGUUCAAUGCACGUUCUCAGAAAAAUAUGGCAGCCUGUUUUCAAUGUAGCAGUAAUUUGAAAAUCAACAGAUAAUCUGUUUUUAGUAAAAUUGUUUGAGGAAUGAAGGGCAGCAAGGAUAACUUUUCUCCCUCUGAAGGAUACUAAGCAACAAGGCAACAGUAGGGAGGAAGGUUUGCAAUUAUCUGAUGUGACACAUUCAUUGAGACAGCUGUUUGAAAGUAGAUUCUCAUUCAGUCUCGCUUUAUCAGUUUUUAAAUUUAGAUAUUGUAGACCAAACCAGGAGGAAUGAUCUUCACAUGUAUUUAUACUUGAGACCAUGUGUAAUAGAUUGGGUCCCUCGCUGUUCAUGAUGCCUGACUAGAAGUGCACUUGCAUAUUGGAGUUGCAGACAUACUCAGCCACAAAAGGUGAAGUUACAUUGGAGCAACACUGAAGCUGUGUGAAUGCGUCUCAGUAAUAGUUAUAGUUGAAUAAUUUUUGACUUGAUAUAUUGGUAGUGAAAUUUUACAGCUGUUAUCUAUGUCAGUUGUACCAAUUGUAUUCCAUUUUAGAGAUUUCCUUAAGAAAUCAGCUUUUGGACAAUAAUGACACCAAAAAUGCUAAGAUGUCCCAAGUUUCUUUCUAAAUCUUCUGAAAAUUCCAUCUUUUCUUCUGUCCUGCAAACAGUGUGCAUUAAAUCUGUAUUUUUGAAAAUAUAUAUGUUUCUUCAUGGUAUGUAGACAUCACUGGCAACAACAGCAUUUACGAUCCAUCUCAAAUUGCCCCGGUAUUGAGGGGGAAGUACAGAGCCAAAUACACUGGUGGGUCUGGAGUUACACAGAGACACAACCAAGUAAAGAGAGACCUUUCAUCAGGACUUGGCCCAUACGUGUUGCUCUGAAUUUCUAGCAUCUGCAGAGAGUAGAUGUCCCUCCUUUAAGGCUGUUGGAGAACCAGGCGCGUAACAAUUUACAAUGGGAAAUCCGAUUUAGUAAAAUUUUGAGAAAUAAAGUGGAAA
This is a messenger RNA of Mobula hypostoma (lesser devil ray), 4563 nucleotides long. It is a transcript of the gene dhcr7, whose product is annotated as 7-dehydrocholesterol reductase. The record is from RefSeq and is a predicted model, not a curated record. Gene Ontology annotation, molecular function: 7-dehydrocholesterol reductase activity. Gene Ontology annotation, biological process: brassinosteroid biosynthetic process; cholesterol biosynthetic process. The transcript is spliced from 7 exons. NCBI's taxonomy places the organism in Eukaryota, Metazoa, Chordata, Chondrichthyes, Myliobatiformes, Myliobatidae. Bases 6 to 1442 code for a protein of 478 amino acids. Gene Ontology annotation, cellular component: endoplasmic reticulum membrane.